This is a messenger RNA of Protopterus annectens (West African lungfish), 3623 nucleotides long. It is a transcript of the gene TWNK, whose product is annotated as twinkle mtDNA helicase. The coding region runs from base 283 to 2412 and encodes 709 amino acids. The transcript has 6 exons. The record is from RefSeq and is a predicted model, not a curated record. Lineage: Eukaryota; Metazoa; Chordata; Ceratodontiformes; Protopteridae. Gene Ontology annotation, molecular function: 5'-3' DNA helicase activity; ATP binding; single-stranded DNA binding. Gene Ontology annotation, biological process: mitochondrial DNA replication. Gene Ontology annotation, cellular component: mitochondrion.
ACUUGAGUGGUGUUUUACUUCGGACAACUCUAAGUGACGGGAUAUGUCGAAUGGGCUCCGCACAUGGAAAUUAAGGGCAAAAAAUACGAACACUUAUACUGGUAUUGCUAGGACAUUUCUGAGUCCACAAAGUUAUAGUCGAGGAUGUUGGAGGCAUUACGUAUAAUAGAAACAGAUGCAAAUUUUGUGUUUAGGUGUGCGACUAGGCAAAUAUUUGGGGAAUGGGUAUACGGAGUGUUUGGCGCAAAGGCUGCAACUGUGUGAGUUUUCUCAAUGUAAGAAAUGCAGAAGAUUGGUUCCUUCAUGAAAACGGUGUGGUUCCAGCGACCUGUUUCCUGUGUUUGGGGGUUAAUGUCAUGCACUGAUUUUUAUUCAGCAUUUCUUUUGGCAAGACUUUAUUAUAAGUCAGCCUUGAUUAGAGCUAGCACAAAGUUACUCACUCAACCAAGACUUUCAAGGCCAUUUUGUUUCAGGAGAAAUUUUAAAAAAGACCCUGCCGCAGCUUUGGAUAGUUCAGUUCCCCCUGUGUCCACAACUGAAAUAAGACAGUAUCUGAAGUCUAAGAAUAUUCCAUUCCAUGAUGGAUAUAGCUGUUUACAUGCCCCUAGUUUUUUUGUGGAAAAGCAGACUUCUGCAGGAACAGUUGAGAAGGAAGAUUUUUGUUUGUUUAUUGACAAGACUACAGGGCAAUUUCUGUGCAAGGAGACCUUGGUGGAAGGCAGUUGGCAGGAUUUACAAGAUUGCAUUGAAGUGAUGCAGAAGGAAGGACAGCAGUAUUUGAGACCUGAUAUUGUUCUGAACUAUCCAGAGAGUGACUCUGAGUUGGAGGAGAUUGAGAUGGACAAGCAGGAGAUGCAUCGAAUAUGGAGCAAAGCCUCCUUAUUUUCUGACUUAGAGGAGGAGGAAAUACAUCUUAUUAAAGUCAUGUUUGGCUGUUCAAAGAUAUCAAAUGCUACACUAAAGAAGUAUGGAGUAAAGUAUUUCAAGCCCACUAAGAGUUUGGUAUUCCCCUGGUAUAAUACCAGAGAUAAGACUCUGAAGGGAUUUAAGUUAAUUUCACCUCAUAAGAAAAAGGAACAUGUCCAUUACACAGAAGCUGCAUUUCCCAGGUCAAGUAGCUAUAGCAGCCUAUUUGGUUUAAAUAUGAUAGCAAGAAAAGAUGCAGAAUUGGUUCUUACAAGCAAAGAAAUUGAUUGCCUUGCAGUAAACCAAGCUACUGGACAGCCUGCACUGGCUUUACCCCGUGGAGUAAGUUGUUUGCCCCCAGUUCUCCUUCCUUUCUUGGAACAAUUCAAAAGGAUUACACUGUGGUUAGGGAGUGAUCUUCAUUCCUGGGAAGCUUCAAAGAUUUUUGCCAGGAAGCUGAACUUGAAACGAUGCUCUCUUGUCAGACCUGGAGAUAACCAACCAUGUCCCAGUGAGGCUUUAAGUAGUGGCUUGAAUAUCAGUAAAAUUCUCAAAUCUGCCAUUCCUGCUGGCCAUAAGUCAAUAAUUUCAUUUCGCAGUUUGAGAGAAGAUGUUUUUGGGGAGCUAGCUAACAGGGACCAGGUAGCAGGGGUAAAAUGGACCCGUUUUCCUGAACUGAACAAGCUCCUUAAAGGACAUCGAAAAGGGGAGUUAACAGUAUUCACUGGUCCAACUGGGAGCGGAAAGACCACAUUCAUUAGUGAGUAUGCACUGGACUUGUGUAUCCAAGGUGUUAACACAUUGUGGGGCAGCUUUGAGAUCAACAAUGUUCGCCUUGCCAAAAUUAUGCUGACACAGUUUGCGAUGCAACAUCUUGAGGAGCAACUGGAGAAGUUUGAUGAAUGGGCCGACAAGUUUGAGGAGCUCCCACUUUAUUUCUUAACUUUUCAUGGACAGCAGAACAUCAAGACAGUUAUUGACACAAUGCAGCAUGCGGUGUACAUGUAUGACAUCAGUCAUGUUGUGAUCGAUAAUCUGCAAUUUAUGAUGGGUCAGGAGCAGCUUUCUGUUGACAAGUUAGCGGUGCAGGAUUACAUCAUUGGCACUUUCAGAAAGUUUGCUACAGAUAAUAGCUGUCACGUGACUCUGGUUAUUCAUCCAAGAAAAGAGGAAGAUGACAAGGAUCUUCAGACAGCAUCCAUUUUUGGAACUGCAAAGGCCAGCCAGGAAGCUGAUAAUGUUCUUAUCCUGCAGGAUAGAAAGCUGUUGACAGGGCCAGGAAAACGUUCCCUACAAGUUGCAAAGAACCGGUUUGAUGGAGAUGUUGGAAUCAUUGCUCUAGAAUUCAACAAAGAUUCACUGACUUUCGGCUCUCCCAAGGGCAAACCCAAAUUGAAGAAGGUCAAAGAGGAUAAUGCUGUGCAGCUUAAGAAUCCGGAAGAAGAGAAAGAGAAGAAAAAAAAGAAACGAGUCUUGCCUGAGCCCACUAAUACCGCUGUGAAUUAGAAAGUGUGCAGCUGCAGUUUAGCAUACUGGUAAAAAGUCUGGGCUAGAACCACUAGGGGAUACUGAGUUAAUAAUUUUUACUCUAAGCUUGUGCUAGUUGUCCAGACAAAGGGAGUUGAGAAUUUGUAUCACAAAUUUAUUGUGUAUGAGCACUGAAGUAACUGCCCUAAUUAUAACUGUGGGGAAUGACUUAGAUGCUGCAACAAUAUGCUAAAGUUUUCUGAAGCAUUUAAUUGCAAAACACAUACAUGAUAAUUUUUUUAAAAAAUGUAGAAAUCACAGAUUUAUUAUGUGAUGCUGUCUGUUAGCUCCUUCAUAUGGGUUGAAAUGGGCCAACAAGCUGAAAAUGUAUGACAUGUCUGCACUUUUAGGAGCUCGUUGGAGAAAGCAGAAUAAUGAAUUCCUCACAUAAUGUGCUUUUCAGUAAGAGCCUAAAUGGUAAUCCUGGGUAAGUGAGUGAAUGGAAUAAGAUCUUGGUGCACUAUAAAUGUAUGUAAAUAUGUCGUACAGUGAGAGGACAGAAAUGAAAGUCAGAAUGAGAAAUGUAUUAAUCUUCUCAUCGCUAAACAGGCAAGAUUCAAGACUGAAAUCUGGGCUGAGAAUCUGAUAUACAGAAUUUGUGUGUCUACACUUCUGUGGCUGCUAUGUAGCAAAGUCUUGACACCCCCAGGUUAGUAAGCAGCAAAUGGAGGCAGCAUUGUACUUCCUCUAAAUUUGGAUUUGCUUCUGAUAACACUAACAUGCACAUUGUCUGGUUAUGAGCGAGUCCUUUAACUGUACUAAAAGUUCCUGAAACUAGACUGAGUUAUCUUUGCUGUUUUUUUACCUUUGAUUUUAAGCUGUGAAUUUGUAGUGUUGAGCAGCAUUUAGCAGAUGACAGCAGUGUUGAAGGCUCACUUGUUAGCCAAGUGAGUGCAGAAGUCCCAGAACUCGAAAGUCACAUCAGUUUUUUUUUUAUCUGGUAGAGGUAGAGGAAAUUGAAACCAUGAGAUUAUCCUUUGCCAACAUUAUUGCAGACUGUAACACAUUUGAUACAAUGUUAGAUUGUGGUAUUUAUUCAUAUUUGACUACUUGAGAAUGUAAGCUACCUGUUACUAUUUUUGUAAUCUUUGCCAGCUAUGUAAAUGCAUUCAUUUGCCUUCUGUUAAGGGCAUUAUAUGUGUAUUCCAGCAGGUUGUUUUUUGUUACUAAAUUUGCACCUUUUAACUAAA